Trachymyrmex septentrionalis is the source of this 1270-nucleotide messenger RNA. Its product is annotated as polyprenol reductase. Gene Ontology annotation, cellular component: endoplasmic reticulum. The record is from RefSeq and is a predicted model, not a curated record. Gene Ontology annotation, biological process: polyprenol catabolic process; dolichol-linked oligosaccharide biosynthetic process. The coding region runs from base 264 to 1172 and encodes 302 amino acids. The transcript is spliced from 6 exons. Gene Ontology annotation, molecular function: 3-oxo-5-alpha-steroid 4-dehydrogenase activity. NCBI's taxonomy places the organism in Eukaryota, Metazoa, Arthropoda, Insecta, Hymenoptera, Formicidae.
UAAUUCAGUGUUCUAAAACGUUUCAAGUUUAUUGCAUAUAACAUACAGCUGACUUGCAAAUUGUCGCGAACAAUUAUUCACAAAUAAUUCGUGAUCUUUGCAAAAAUUACUGACCUGCAUUGUGCAACAAGUGGAACAUCAAGCCUAUAAUUACAAGGACUUUCUAAAUAGAAAUUGUACCGUAGAGAUUCUCUUUCUAAACACAAUUCGCGUUAGACGUACAGUUGCCUGCACUCUUUAAACGUUGAAGCACAAACUAAGAAAUGGAUACAAAUUUUAUGCGCCACUUUUUCAUCUUUAACUCAGUGAAUAUAAUAUUAAUGUCAUUAUCAUUCAAUUUCCUGGAAUCUUAUUUACCUACAUUGAUAAAACGUGCCUUUCUGUACGGCAAAUUUAGUGUAAAGACGCCUCACACAAUAACAGCAAAACUCGAAGUGCCCAAAAGAUGGUUUAAACAUUUUUACAUGUUUUGUGCACCAUUCAUGACUAUUACUCUUUGCUUACUUUCCUGCAAAUAUCUCUAUAAUAUAAAUAUACCUGAAAUUGUGUUUACAUUGUUAGACACAUUAUUAGGAACAUCCAGAAAAUCAUUAAUACCAGCAGAAGAUGCAUUUCUGGCUAUUGUCGUAUUUAACAUACAUUGUUGGAAGAGAUUUUAUGAGUCAUGUUUCAUUAAUGUAUAUAGUAAUCAAAGAAUGCAUAUAUUUGUUUAUUUCAUCGGAUUUGCGCAUUAUAUCGGAAUAAUUCUGUCUAUAUUAGGCGAAUCUGAAGGGUUUGUUAAAGGUUCGCAUGCGACCUUGUUCCUAUACAAAGUCACAACUGUGAAACUAGUUUGUGCACUUAUAUGUUUAUGGGCGUCAUAUGAACAAUUAAAAACAAAUUUUAUUCUUGCAAGACUACGUAAAAAUUCUCAUGGUGACGUCGUAUCUCUUGAACAUAAAAUACCAUUUGAUGGUCUAUUUAAGUAUAUAGCAGGUCCAUUGCAAUUGUGCGAAGCAAUUAUAUAUUUAAUGUUCUCCAUAAUUCUUUGGCGAGCUUCUACAUUUCAUUACGUUACUCUUUGGGUUAUAUCAAAUCAGGUGGUAUGUGCAUAUUUGUCUCAUCAUUGGUACCGUAAAACAUUUACAAAUUAUCCAAAAGAGAGAAAGAUUAUAAUUCCUAACAUAUGGUAAAAUUUUUACUACGAAAUUGAUACAUUAUUGACUGAAAACGAUAUGAUUCAAUAAUUUACAUAUUUAAUUAUAAUAUACAUACCAAAAAAAUAAUAGCC